CGUGGCCCACCCCCGAGCUCCUCCCCCACUGUCACUGCGCAUGCUCGGUCCUGAAACACGUGGCUGAGGUCCGAGCGAGCAAUGGCGGCAGCGGGCGGCGUGUGCGAGCCGCUCCCCCCUCCCAGCGCCCUCUCUCCCCACAACCGGGACCUGCUCGCCCUCUCUGGCCUGGACGGGCGGAUACAGGUGUGGGACACCCGCAUCGGAGGCCUGACUCUAGACUACGUGCCCUCCGCGCACCUCAACGCGACCUGUACCUGCCUGGCCUGGGCGCCGAGCCGUGGGAUCCAGGAAUCUCAUCAGAAAAAGAGGAGGAAAUCAGAACCGAUAGUUAGAGAUGAACAGUACGACCUACUCACAAUCGGAACAGCGACCGGCACCAUAUUGUUGUACAGCAUCGUCAAAGGGGAAUUACAGAGUAAACUGGUUGGCGGCCAUGACAACAGAGUAAACUGCAUCCGGUGGCAUCAGGACAACGGUUGUUUGUACAGCUGUUCAGAAGACAAAUUUAUUGUGGAAUGGAACACACAGACAUACAAAGUAAAAUGCAAAUGGAAAGGAGACACCAGCAGCGUCAGCAGUUUGUGUAUAAGUCCAGAUGGGAAAAUGUUGCUGUCUGCAGGGCGGACGAUCAAACUGUGGGAUCUGGAGACCAAAGCCGUCACCAGGCAAUUCACAGGCCAUUCAUCAGCUGUCACGUCACUCUGGUUCAUCAACAGUCGGCCAUCUGGGGAUUCUACGACAUCAGAUGACCCAACAGGCUUAUAUUUCCUGUCUGCCGCGGUGAACGAACGGUUUAUCAGUGUAUGGCAGGUCCGGUCUGAGAAGAAAGAGAAGAAAGCACUCCUGUCCUUUACUCUCUCCGAAGCUCCCGUCUCUGUGGACCUGGCACCAUCGGACAGCAAAGAGGAGCCCCUGAAACUGGCCGUUGUGUGCAGGGACGGACAGUUGCACUUAUUUGAACAUGUUUUGAAUGGGAACUAUAAGAAGCCUCUAGCACCCACUUGCACCGUACAGAUGGCAACGUCUGGCAAUGACGAAAGCUCCACACCAAAGCCUAUUUCCAUCCUCUCUGCCGGACUGUGCCCGGACCGACAGACUGUUGUACUGUGCUAUGGCAGCACUACGUUCCCAGUCAUAGAGAAAGUGGUGCUGAAGACAGACCAACCUCACAUAUGUUUAGUGCGGGACAUCCAGAAGACUGUGACCCUCAGGAGGGACGUUGUGGUAACAAAGGUAAAGACGCCAGUUGUGAAGGCAGACGCCAACGUCCUAGUCCCAGGAAUUCCAGGUCACAGCGCCGCAGCCGGAGCUUCCAUAUCACGGAAGGACGGGAAGCGGAAACCUGGAGGGCAAGAGGUCAGCAUUGAAGACAGGCUUGGUGCUAUGGACAUUGACCUCCCGAAAGUGCAGAGAAAAGGUUCCCUGCCGCAGACUGACAACUUCUCGGUGCUACUCGUGCAGGGAUUGGAAAGUAACGAUGCAGAUAUCCUAAAUAAGGUGUUCCAGACCAAAAAUGACUCUUUAAUCAAGAAGACCGUGGCGAGGAUACCGGUGUAUACGGUCAUACCGCUGGUGCAUGAGCUAACGAAAAGGUUACAAGGACAUCCCUCCAGUGCGAUAUUGAUGGUGCGUUGGAUAAAGGCGGUCCUCGUUGUUCAUGCAUCGUACCUCUCCACUUUACCAGACUUGGUUCCCCAGCUGGGGGCUCUCUAUCAGCUCAUGGAGAGCCGGGUGAAGACCCUGCAGAAGAUGUCACGCCUAAACGGAAAGCUUUACCUUGUCAUCACUCAGGUGACAGCGUCUGAGAUUGCGCAGAAGGUACGCGUCAAUCAGGAGGCAAAACUUGUCUAUGAAGAAGAGUCGUCAGAGGAGUCCGGGGGGGAGGAGGAGGAGCAGAACACGGAGUCUGAUGAUAACUGGGAAGAAGGUGAGGAGGAGGCAGAGGAUAAAUCUGAGGAUUCCGGAGAAGCAGAAUCGGAGGACGACAUGAAUGUAGAUAAAGUAAAUGGCGAUUCCGAUGUGGAUCUCGGGAAUGAGAGUGAAGAAGAAUAACGAUUGUCUCUGUUCAGCGGUAGAUUGCUCUGACCUUGCCAGUCUGAAAGAUGGCGGAUUCAUCUCCGGCUGGGGCCCUCGUCCAAACCAACAGAAUGUGUGAAUAACCGUGUCUGCCUUUGUGAGACCGCAAUCGCGCUCCCUGUUUUCCAGGUCUUAACAACAACUAGUCAGAAACGUCUACGGAUGUUUGUUGUAAUCUGGAAUAAAUUGCCACCUGCCAUUGUGUGGUCAUUUAUUUUUAUAUAUUUUUUGUUCUCUCUCGACCCCCUCUGGUUUUUACAAAAGUUGAUUAACAGGAGAAAUGUAUGAUGGUGUGAGAUUUAUGCUUUCCACUGGCGAACCACUAUGCAGUCGGCAAAUGAACGCAAAUCACCUGAAAAUGAAGAAUAAUUUUCCAAACAUUUCACGUCUGCCCUGGUGCGAUUGACACAAGCGAGUCGAUAAAGAAAUGUUACUCUGCGAAUCCCGGGAACCAAUCUCUUCAUAUCCCGUACCUCUGCGGUAACGUGGCCUUCCAGUGUAUACAUAGGGGUCAGACGUUUCAAUAAGGAAUUCAUAGUGACUAUAAUCACUUCUCUCCCACUAUGGAACCAUGUAAUUUGCGGUCUAACGCUGAUAUUUACACAAAACAAGAAAAAAAAGUCUACAUUUUUUUUUUCCACUAAUUUUUUUUUUUUUUUUUUAACACCAGGUCUGUGAACAUCUUCUGUUCUUUCUAUUUGUGUCUGUACAGUUUGAAUCCGGUCUCUGUAUAAAAACACUUAAAGUGAAUUAUAUAUAUAUUUUUAUUUUAUUUUUCUCCCUGGACAGAUUUCAUGGAAAAUUCUGCUAUUUUUUUUUUUUUUUUGUAUUUCAAGGCUGAGUUUGAACUUUGAGCGCAGGCUGCAGUGCUUUCAAUAACCUCCAGUAUAAUGUACAGUAUAUUUGUCUAUAAAUAAAACUGUUAAUGGCAAAUUAAUAUCGCCACCUUUGUAAAGUGAAUAAAAUAUAGUUCUCCUUUGCCCAUUGGUAGCACUUGUUCUGUUCUUGGUUGUAUGUGAUAUAUUCCACUUUCGUUUAUACAUUUAUCUGGAAACGUGACAAUGACUUUAUUAAAGCUCCCUGUGGGAGUUUUCGCAUGUCUGGAAUUCUCUUGUAAUAUAAUGACUUCUUUUGACUAGAACGGCUGUAUUGCAACAUUUACAGGAGCAAUGUUGGGCUGACAAAUCGUUCUUCAGGUUACUGGAUAAGAUGAUACAUUGUCCCAUCCAUCGUCUAAUGGCAUUUCUGCCAUACCUAAUAAUCCAAUUUAAGAAGCAUCACGACCUGGCAUUGUGGCUGAAAAACUAUGCAUGCUGUCAUAUCGCAUAAUACGACAGGGUGUCUUUGCCUCUUGUAAUAGUUUAUGGUUUUCUGUAUGACCUAACUUUGCCAUGUGUUUCUUAAGGUCUUGAUCAGGGCUCUAUUCAAGUCACGGGUAAUCUGAGCGAAGACAUUUUUGCAUUAUAUAAAAUCUGUACCUAUUACAUAUACAGUCUCACUGGACUUCAAAAGGUGAGGUUUCAUCCAGCAGUGUACUUGGGUGAAGGUAGUCACUAGCCGGCUGACACACUGCUCCUUUUAUGUGGAUACACUUUGCCUUUUUAAAAUCUUUAAUAAAGUAUUUUCUAUAAA
This is a messenger RNA of Pseudophryne corroboree (corroboree frog), 3711 nucleotides long. RefSeq names its product WD repeat domain 43 (gene WDR43). Gene Ontology annotation, molecular function: protein binding. The record is from RefSeq and is a predicted model, not a curated record. Lineage: Eukaryota; Metazoa; Chordata; Amphibia; Anura; Myobatrachidae. Gene Ontology annotation, biological process: maturation of SSU-rRNA from tricistronic rRNA transcript (SSU-rRNA, 5.8S rRNA, LSU-rRNA). The transcript is spliced from 18 exons. Gene Ontology annotation, cellular component: nucleolus. Bases 82 to 2055 code for a protein of 657 amino acids.